GGAAAAAAACGAGAAAUAAGCUAGAUUUUCCUUCAGUCAUCUUCCUCUCUAUUAUUCGCUCUCAGAUAAAAACCCUAACCCUAAAAAUCUCCAAAUUCCCCCAAUUCGAUCCAUAUUCUUGAAUUGAAUUGAUCACUAUUAUCAUCAUACAGAAUGGUGUUAGGAGAAUUAAGCGGGAGUAUCUCCCGUGCUUUAGCACAAAUGAGCAAUGCGACCAUAAUCGAUGAGAAAGUAUUGAAUGAUUGUCUGAAUGAAAUCACUCGUGCUUUGUUAAAAGCUGAUGUCCAUUUCGAUCUAGUUAAAAAUAUGACUAUCAACAUCAAAAAGAUUGUUAAUCUUGAUGAUUUAGCUGCUGGUCACAAUAAACGCAGAAUCAUCCAACAGGCCAUAUUCAAUGAGCUGUGUAAAAUGUUGGAUACAGGGAAGCCUUCUUUCAUACCUAAAAAAGGCAAAACAAGCGUUAUAAUGUUUGUUGGUUUGCAAGGUUCUGGAAAGACAACCAGUUGUACGAAAUAUGCGUAUUAUCAUCAAAAGAAGGGUUUCAAGCCAGCUCUAGUCUGUGCAGAUACAUUUAGAGCUGGUGCUUUUGAUCAGUUGAAGCAAAAUGCGACCAAAGCUAAGAUCCCAUUCUAUGGAAGCUAUAUGGAAUCAGAUCCUGUAAAGAUUGCUAUAGAAGGAGUUGAGAGGUUCAAGCAGGAAAACUGUGAUCUUAUUAUUGUAGACACAAGUGGUCGUCACCAGCAAGAAGCUUCUCUGUUCGAAGAAAUGCGUCAGCUGGCUGAAUCAACGAAACCAGAUCUUGUUAUUUUCGUUAUGGAUAGUAGUAUUGGUCAAGCUGCUUUCAGUCAAGCUCAAGCCUUCAACCGAAGUGUUUCAGUUGGUGCUGUUAUUGUCACAAAGACCGAGGGUGCAGCAAAGGGAGGUGGUGCACUUAGUGCAGUCGCAGCCACAAAGAGUCCUGUCAUAUUCCUCGGGACUGGGGAGCACAUGGACGAGUUUGAAGUUUUCGAUGUCAAGCCAUUUGUCAGCCGUCUAUUAGGUAUGGGAGAUUGGUCUGGCUUUAUGGAAAAAAUCCAUGAUGUUGUCCCCAUGGAUCAACAACCUGAGCUUCUACAGAAACUAUCCGAAGGACAAUUUACUAUGCGCAUUAUGUAUGAGCAGUUCCAGAACAUACUCAAUAUGGGUCCUAUUAGCCAGGUUUUCUCUAUGCUUCCGGGAUUCAGUGCAGAAUUAAUGCCCAAGGGUCGUGAGAAGGAAAGUCAGUCAAAAAUUAAACGCUACAUGACUAUCAUGGAUUCAAUGACAAAUGAAGAGUUGGACAGCACCAAUCCAAAAAUUAUGAACGAGUCUCGGAUUAUGAGGGUAGCAAGGGGUUCAGGUCGCCAGCUUAGAGAUGUGAUGGAGAUGUUGGAAGAAUACAAACGAUUAGCAAAGGUCUGGGGCAAGAUGAAAGGUUUGAAAAUCCCCAAGAAGGGUGAAAUGAGUGCGUUGUCACGUAACAUGAAUGCACAGCACAUGAGUAAAGUUCUUCCUCCACAGAUGCUGAAGCAAAUAGGUGGCAUGGGUGGUCUACAAAACCUGAUGAAGCAAAUGGGUUCAUCUAAGGAUAUGAUGGGUAUGCUUGGGAAUAUGGGAGGAAUGGGAGGAAUGGACCAAUAGUUAGUUCAACAUCCACAUCUUCUCAUGAGCUCUGUCAUAAUCUAUGAACACACCAAGACACAUAUAAAGGGUCUUUUCCAGGACCACCUGCUAGAACACAAAUCAACUUUAUAUCUUCACUAUUGGUAGAGUAAAUUUUUGCAAUACCAAGUUACAAAAGAUGAUUUUUUUUUUUUUUUUUUUUUUUACAGUACAGUUUGUGUUUGUGUGUGUGUUCUCUUUUGUAUACUCUCAGCUACUCUCUCUGUCUUUUAGUUCACUCUUCUUCUAUCUUUUUCCUCCUUUUUCUUUGAGGUUAAUUCUUAUCCUUACUUUGUUUCAUAA
Molecule: messenger RNA, 1983 nt
Organism: Papaver somniferum (opium poppy)
Lineage: Eukaryota; Viridiplantae; Streptophyta; Magnoliopsida; Ranunculales; Papaveraceae
Product: signal recognition particle 54 kDa protein 2
Exons: 10
Coding region: 154-1659 (501 amino acids)
Biological process (GO): SRP-dependent cotranslational protein targeting to membrane; SRP-dependent cotranslational protein targeting to membrane, translocation
Cellular component (GO): cytosol; signal recognition particle, endoplasmic reticulum targeting
Molecular function (GO): 7S RNA binding; ATP hydrolysis activity; endoplasmic reticulum signal sequence receptor activity
Source: RefSeq, a predicted model, not a curated record